This is a messenger RNA of Caenorhabditis sp. 36 PRJEB53466, 3440 nucleotides long. The record is from the annotation of a GenBank genome assembly. Lineage: Eukaryota; Metazoa; Nematoda; Chromadorea; Rhabditida; Rhabditidae.
AUGAAUCUAACAAUAUUUCUUCUGCUUUUGCACGUUUUUCUCGUAAAAUCUGAAGAAAAAAAAGAGGGAGGUGAGUGAUUUUCGAACUUGCAAAUUUCUGCUGACGAUCUGCACUUUUGCGUGCCGUGUUCGCGUACCUUCAGCAGAAAACGCGAGGGAAUUCCAAUUUCAGAAUGUCCGAUUUCGAAAAGUCGUCCCGAAUUCACCUGUACUGCGGAGCGAAAGUGUCCGAAUGGAUUUUUGUGCUAUCGUGAUGUGAUUUCUAGCAGUUCCGGCGAUUCUGGAUGCUGUCGUUCGUUAAAAAUCAAAAAAAAAAUCAAAACUUUCCCACAAAUUUUCAGGCGGUCAUUGCUCAACGGGAAUGAUGUUCGGAGUAGAGUAUUUACCGGAAAACCGUUCUGUAAUUGCCGAUUGUGACACUCAAACCGAUCGAUAUUACCCUGAAACGCCUGAAAAGAGCGCGAGAAUAUGUUGCCCGGUGCCGAUCAGCGCUUUUCUACACGGAAAAUCGUCGGGACCACUUGUUCAGGACGAAUUUUGGCGCCCGAGAGGUCGGAACGUGGCCCAGAAUCCCAAAAUCCCGAAAAUAAUUUACAGGCUUUCAAGUGUCCAAUAAUACGGCCGUUGGAUUCCAGACUUGCACAAAUUCGAUCGAUUGUGCCACGAAUGAGUAUUGCGGAAAAGUGCGCGGGCCGGCGGGACCUCAAUUUUCAAUCACCCGGGACAAAGAUCAUUCGAAGAUUUUUUUGCGAUUUUGCUUCACAAGUAGGUGAUCUUCAUGUAAAUCUGCACAAAAAAUAUGUCAUUUAUUUGAAACGAUGUAUGUCUCUGCUGCCGGUAGAGAUAUCCGAAAAUUGUAAACUAAUAAAAUGCGCCACAGUCUCCAGAGCCGCCCCGCCCAAUAGAGCGAUACAUUGGCGCGAAAUUCAAAUUUUAACAGCAAAAUUUGUGUUUUCUGCCAGAUUUGCCACGAAAAACCGAUAAUUUCUCAUUUGUCUCUCGAUAGACCGAUUGUAUAGGCUAUUACGAAUUUUUUAAGCGCAAGAGCGUUAAAUUUGAUCAAGUCGCAAAUCGCAUUUAUCCGUUUGAAGGUUUUUGGCUAAAACUGCGUGAAUUUCAGUUGCUUUUCGGUAAUUUUCGCGGUUCAAGCGCUCAAAAUGCUUGUAUUCACGUGAUUUAUCAUUCUCAAAACCAAUUCUGUCGGAAAACGGUAAAAAAAGCGCAAAAUAAAAAGUGUGGUUUUUAGGCGGCGAAGGCGAAAAAGCAAAGUCCCCGAAAAAUGCGCCAAAACGUCAUUAAUUCUGAGAAUUAGUGUGUUUUUAUGCCGAACAAUAAUUUUUUCAUCGCCUUUAACCACAAAAAUCAGAGAAAACCUGCUCAAUUCAUGAAAACGCCAUUUGGCCGAGGCCACCGCGUGUGCAGAAUGUGUUUCUGAACAAUUCAUCAGCUGAGAACUUAUGAAUGUCUCCACCCACAGCUGAGAUACACCGUUUUGAAAGUUUUCAGAGCCUCCGCUCGCCGAUUACUCCCUCGCCCUUUCCUCCGAAACGAACUUUGACGAAUUCCAAUUGUGCCAGAAAAACUCGGAUUGCUGGAGCUCGUCGCAGUACUGUAAACGCGAGAUUUCGACGACGAUCGGAGUGUGUGCUCCGCUCAAAAAUCUCUUUUAUGCGGAGGGAAUCGAGGAGUGGUUCUUGGCGGAUCAAGAGAAAGGGUGCCAGCAAGCGAACGAGUGCGAGCGGAACGGAAAGAACUGGUUCUCGUGAGUACUGUAACCCGAGUACAGUACCAUAACUUUUAUGUUUCAGUUAUGAAUGCGUGGCCGCCGGUCCCAACCGAAACACGCUCCUAGUGCCGAAUAUUUGUGUGGGAUGUCCGUGCCAGCAACACUUUCCGCACCCACCAAAAUUUUCUCUUUGACCUUCCAGAUGACAUCCACUGCUCCGAAUCGGCUCUCCGCCUGCGUGGCACCAAUUUCGGAUGCCAUACGGACGACGACUGUGCAAAAGACUGGGAUCCCGAUAAUAUCCAUACUCCGCGAUGCGUCAACGACACAAUUACUCGGCGAACGGCUUGUUGUUACGGUAAAAAAGGAUUGUUGGUAGAGUAAUCAAAAAGUGGUCAACUGAUAAAAUGUGCAGAAUGUCUUUCCACAACUAUUUGAUAGCUCUUCCGAAUUGCAGAAAUGAACUCGUGCCUCAUCGAUCGGGACCUCAAACCCUAUGGAAUCUCGCCGAUCGGUCGGAGGAUGUGCUCUGGAGACGAAGAGUGUCAAGUGUUGGCCAAUAGGACCAAGGAGCAGAUGGACGGUCCCGACAGUCGGAAUCUGUACUGGGGUCGUUGUAUGCAAGAACUGGAGAACGGCUGGGGCAAGUGCUGCAUCGCCAACAUCACCGACCUCUGUUCGGUCGGCCGACCGCUCCUUCCGCCCCAGAACUGCACCACCGACGCGCAUUGUGGCGGAAAAGAGCGGACGAGUCAGUGGUGCUCAACGAGCUCGGGAUUCUGUUGUCAAGGUCGGGGCAGAUAUUCCAAUUCAAUGUUGCCCGAGCGGAUCCUUCUUUGGUUUCCAGAUUAUCCGGGCGAGAGCAGCUACUUGUGCCCGGAUCUUAAGACGGUUCGCAGAGAGCAACCAGCGUGCGACUCGCCCGGUUACUGUAACUUUGGCACCGGCGUCUGUCUUCUGGAUCGGUGCUGUCCGUUGAGUGAGUAUGAACAUUGAGGCUUCUGGAAUGCGGAAUGCGUAGGCAAUUUUUUGUAUUUUUCGCGUGUAAGAUGAGUCUCGCAACUAUAAUCCACCUUAAAAUUAGGAAAAAAAACCUUGAAAAAGUUGCGGAAUGAGAAAUUCUUUGCAAAUUUCUGGUCUUGACACAUUCUCAGCGAUUCGACUUUUCGCGCUUCUGUUUCACUUUUGUGCUUGGAAAGUUUGACGCAUUUUCAGUGAAUCGCGAGAAGGAAAAACUUCUCGUGUGGUCCGAAAAGCCGUGGUACUUCCCCGAGCAUCCGUGCUUCGACACCGCCGAUCUACCCGCCCACCUCGAAAUGGUCUACUGCGAUCCGAAGCGCAAUUUGACCACUAGAAUCAGUCGCUCCGAUCGGUGGCUUCAACCGAUCCGCGCGACCGAUCGAUAUUGUACGAGUAACAGGCACGUUAGGAUCACUCUAUCUUCAUGUAAUUCCCGUUUUUCAGCAACUGCUCACUGACUUUUGGUCUGGUGUGCGUCAAAGAGAUUCAUGGUAUUCAGCGAUGUCACACUUAUUAUAAUGUGAGUAUUUUGGGGGACUCGAAUUGUUUGAAAAUUGUGAUUCAGCGCGACUUUCCGAUGAUCGCACUAAUUUUCCCGACAAUUGUGUUCUUGGCGCUCAGCCUGACCUAUUAUUUCCAUUGGCACCGUCAGAUUGACCUACACAAUAAGGAGCCGCGAGAAGUGAUUCGAUAA